CUAUAAUAACCAAAGGGAGGGUGAUUCCGACAUUUGACACACAAAACAGGGAUCGCAAUUCUCAAGAAAAAAAACCCCAAAAUCAACACCAUCGCAGCAGCUGCAGCAGCAGCUUCUUUCUUCUCGACCGCUUCAACCCAUCUCAUCACAUGCCUUACGUUCCUUCUUCUUCAACACCCUAAACAAACACACAUUCUCCGAUUUCACUCAAACCCACCCUUUCUAAUGAUCUUGUUCAACACUUGUUCUUCCUGUCUUUCUAAUUUAAUCAACACUCAUAAAGAUUCACGUGUCUUCACUUCUUCCUACAAUUUGAGUUAAAACAAUUUGUGGGUUUUGUAAUCAACACCCAAAGUUUGAAUCUUUUAAUGGAACAACAACAUUCGGGUAAUUCAUCAGCAGCCGGAACCAGUGGGCGUUCCAUAGCGUUAGAAAUCGAUCUAAACGAAGCCCCUUUACCCUCCCCUCGAGAAUUCGCCGGCGCCGGUGGGUUUCCGCCGGAGCGCCGGUGUAUGUCCUGUGGUGAGGUGGAAGGGUCGAUGGUGAUUUGUUUUGAUUGUGGGAAAAGGUCUCAUAUUGAGUGUUUAGGGGUUAGGAAAGUGCAAAGGGGUUGGAAGUGUUUCGAGUGUUUGACUGACUACCGCAAUGGGAAGAGGAUACGGCUCGCUGCUGCCCCGGUGCCUUUCGAUAUAAAUGAGUCUCCCCCGCGCGAACUCGACGGCGCUGAGGAGGGUUAUUUUGUGAAUUCAGAGCUGGUUUUAGCAGCCAGCUUUCCUAAAAUGCAGGAUUUGAUGCGUAACCCUUUUCUUGGAUUUGCUUUAAAUUCUCCAAUGUCGCACCCUGAUAUGAGGUUCAUAGCGACCGGAUCUCCGUCUCAAAAUACUUCGUGUAGCAUGCCUAGGUUUGCGCACGUAAAUCUUGAAACCGCAACACGAAAGGGCAACUUGAUCUAUUUGCAGGCACUUAAAGAUUAUAUAACCGAAAAACAAGGCGUGUUAGGAGACGGUUGGCGUGUUAAAUUCGAAUAUUCCGAAACUAAUUGCAAAACUUCCGCAAUUUACUUCGCGCCAGACGGAACUCGAUUUGAUUCGAUGUCACAAGUUGCUCAUCAUCUCGGUUUAACAUCCACAUUUAAUUCAUCGGAAACUGAAGAUAAGGGUAACGGUUUCGUUUUAAUACAGAAGGGAUCACAUUCUUCUAAAAGAAAAAAGGACAAGCGGGCCAAUAACCGAGAGCAUAAGAAUACGUUGCGCAACGGUAAAAAUUCAAUAGAAGCUGACUCUUUUUCAAACGGGUCAAAGUUGUUUCACGAUGGUUUUCCGGUUCAAUUUGAAGACUUCUUUGUUAUGUCGGUUGGAAAAAUUGACCCGCGGGGUUCGUUCCACAACGCCUCGCAGAUCUGGCCUGUUGGUUAUCGGUCUAUCUGGCAUGAUAAAUUUACCGGGUCCAUUUUCGUUUAUGAUGUUUUAGACGGUGGUGAUUCGGGCCCGAUUUUCAGAGUACAUAGGUAUCCAUGCACGAAGCAGUCAAUUCCUUACGCUUCAAAAGUCCUCUGCGUGAGAAAAUGUGAACCGAUUCACGAUGAUUACGAUGACGAUGAUACAAACAUUCACAUGAUGUUUACCGAACUUACUCCACCGCCUCACCUAGAUAACGAUAACAUAACAAGUUUAUUGACUGCGGACCCCACCAUUAAUCUUGAAGAACGUGAAGUAAUCACCGGCAAUCACGAUUUAAUUGGUGAAUUUUCGAUCGAGGACGUAUCUUCAUCAUCUGCUUGGAAAAAAGCCGUUGAAACGCUACUACACGCAUGCCAUGAAUCAUAUAACAAGAAAAAGGUGUUGACGUUUUGUUGCAAUCAUCGCGUCAAUGAACAAUGUCUUGACGCGUCAUACGAUUUUAGCACAUUAGGGAAGUUUUGUUACGUAACGGGUCCGUUGAACAGCAUCCCGGAUAAGAUACUGACAGUUACGGAGCUCGAAUCUUCUUGUGAAGCGUUGAGAAAGUGGUUGGAACUUGAUAGAUUCGGGUUAGAUGCGGAGUUUGUACAAGAACUCAUAGAGCAGCUUCCUGGGGUUGCCGCGUGUGCGAAAUACGAAUCACUGAUGACAAGAAUUAACGGUUUGCGUUCCCAAACUGUUGGUAGUGGUUUUUUUAUGGCUAUAAGUAAAGACGGUUUACAAAAUGAGGCUGUGUCGAAUAGUCUUAGGCAAACAAACAAGAGACCAAGUCCACCUGGCAACAAAGUCAACUCAAACCUUCCUCCUCAUUUGAUCGGUGACGUUAUUCAGGCCUAUGAAAUCUGCUUGCGGUUUUAUAAAGUUCUCGGGUUAGAGGCACCAAUCUCUAGACAAGUGAUGGAGAGCGAACUCAUGAAUCCAUGGGUUGACGAUUUGAAGCCCGUAAAAUGGUCUUCAGUUGAUUUUCAAAAAAAUCUAAUCUUGAAAACAUUAGAAAACACCCGACCCAAUGACGUCACCUUUAAUGCCGGUGAAGAUUCCGUUGAACACGAACGAGAAGGUUCUCGAGCAGAAGCCGCUAGCAAAUGCGCAGGUGUUGAACUCGCGAAAUUCCACAUGGCACUUCUGAAGGUGGUAAUAGAAGAUGUGUUGGUAAAAGUCAAGGAAAUAUACGACCCGUUUGGUGGGGUCGAGUCAAAGUCAAGAAAAGGGAGGAAAAAAGAUGCGGAGGUUGUGGUUGGUGGUAAAAGGAUAAGUCUUGAUAUGCUACCUGUGAAUGAAUUCACGUGGCCCGAAGUAGCGCGAAGAUAUAUUUUGGUUGCGUUGUCUGUUGACGGUAACUUUGAAUCUUCAGAGGUCAUGACCCGUGAGUGCGGUAAAGUGUUCCAUUGUUUGCAUGGUGACGGUGGCACACUUUGCGGCUCGCUAACCGGAGUGGCUGCAAUGGAGGCUGAUGCCAUGGUUUUGGCAGAAGCAUCGAAGAAAAUCUUUUCUUCCGUGAACAGUAAAGCGGUUGAGUUUAUCAUAGAUCAGAAAGAAAUCGACACUGGAGACUCCGCAAAAGAGAUGAAUGUAAUCGACGAUGAUUCACCAGAGUGGGCCCAGGCUCUUGAACCCGUAAGAAAACUACCGACUAAUGUCGGGGCAAGAAUCAGAAGAUGCAUUUAUGAAUCUUUGAGCAAAAAUCCACCCGAUUGGGCCAAAAAGAUUCUUGAACACUCCAUUAGCAAAGAAGUUUACAAGGGAAACGCAUCGGGACCCACAAAGAGAGCGGUUAUAUCAGUUCUUGAGAAAGUGAGAGUUGAUAUUCCUCAACCGAAGCCCGCUGAGAAGAAAGAAAAAGAAAAAAGUGGCGUAAGAACGUUAUCUGACGCUGUUAUGAAACGGUGCCGUGUGGUGUUAAGAUCGGUGGCUGCCGCAGAUGAAGAUCGGGUUUUUUUCAAUCUUUUGGCAAGACCCGUUUUGAAGCCGAACGAUCCUGAUGAUACGGGAGUACUUGGAUAUCCCGCAAUGGUUUCCCGUCCAUUGGAUUUUAGGACAAUUGAUCUUAGAUUGGCUGCAGGGUUUUACGUUACUUCGCAUGAAUCUUUCAUCGAGGAUGUUCGAGAGGUUUGGCAGAAUUUAAGAAUAGCUUAUCGUGAUAUACCUGAUUACAUCGAGUUAGUUGAAACACUAUCGAAUAAAUUUGAAGAAUUAUACGAAGAAGAGGUACUAAACCUCGUGAGCAGAAUUACAUGCAAUGGUAACAGUUUCGAUUCAUCAACCGAAGAAGCGAAAAAAGAGUUAAAUUCGCUUGUUAUUGAGAUAACCGAGGGCCCGCUCCCCCCCGCACCAUGGGAGGACGGGGUGUGCAAAGUAUGCGGGAUGGAUAAAGAUGACGAUAGUGUUUUAUUAUGCGAUAAAUGUGAUUCCGAAUACCAUACAUAUUGCUUAGUUCCACCACUUGCAAGAAUUCCAGAUGGCAAUUGGUAUUGCCCUUCUUGCAUGUCCAGUCAACCUAUCGUACAAGACGAGCGCUGUGGGACCCGGGCAUUGUCUCGUUUACGUGGCAAGAAGAAAUUUCAAAAAGAAUUUACGAGAAAUCUUUUGGAGAAAUUGGCCCCGUUAGCGGAUACCAUGGAGUUAAUGGAGUAUUGGGAAUUAGGCACUGAAGAGAGAGUUUUUCUCUUCAAAUUUUUAUGUGACGAGUCUCUGAGUUCGGGGGUUGUUAGAAACGACCUGGGUUCGGAUUCCGGUGAUCUCGAAAAGCAGUUACGCAAGCUGUAUAAAGAAUUGAAAACUCAAAAUAAAAAGGAGGAUGUGAUGGCUUCAAACUCGGCGAAAGAAGUUGAAGAUAAAUGUCAGGAAGAUGAAAAUUUGUCGUUUUCAAAAUCUAGUGAUGGUCAAAGUCAAAUACAAAAUGAAGAAAACGAUGGGGACCAAGAUCAAGAAUCUAUACAGGAAAGGAUCACGAAUUUGGAAUCGAAAAAAGCUAAGCCCGUUAUUCGAAGAGAGUUUUUGGGUCGGGAUUUAGUUGGAAGACUCUAUUGGGCCGUUAGCAGCCCCGAGCGGGUCCUUGUUUCGGGCCCACAUGGUAGAAUGAAAGCUUGUGAAAUGCCCGAAAUGUACACAUCCGAUGACUCUUUGUGGACUUGCUACGAAUCCGAUUCCGAAAUUCAAGAACUUAUCGGGUGGUUACGAGACGAUGAUGCACGAGAGAAAGAUUUGAAAGAGACGAUAACUCAUUGGCAGUCAAAUAGAGUAAAUAUCGAUAAUACCCUCCAGACCGUUCAAGGUAAUUGCUCCACGUCUUCAGGUUAUGAUACCAAGGCAAGGGCAAUAUUGGAAAAGAAGUUUGGUUUAUUCUUGAAGAAGCAUUGUCGGAAGGGUAAAUCGGUAAAUAACGGUAAUUGGUACCGGUGUGAAUGUUUGGAGUUAGUGGGGUCCACUCGACACCAUUGUUCUUCAUGUCAUUUGACUUAUUCAACUAACGAGGAGCUAGAAGGUCAUAACAAUGGAAAAUGUGGAAAUCAUCAAGAAACCGAACAGCCCGCAAAAUCAAAAAAAGUUUCUAUCGUCAAACAUGCGGCUUUGCCCGAUCAUCAUGAUGAACCCAAAUCCGAUUGCCCGUUUAACUUUGAGGAAAUCCGGGCUAAGUUUUGCACUCGUGGCUCCCUUAAAGACGAAGUCAAGGAUAUUGGUCUUAUCGGGUCAAACGGAGUUCCAUCACUUAUAUGGUUUAAUCCCAAUGAUGGUCCAACUGAAUUUCCACUAUCGGAAAAACAAAGCAUAAGUGAGACGCCGUCUAAGGUUGAAAGAUCGAAACCUAAGGGUAUAGGCGGAAAAUCAUCGUUAAAAACCCGAACUCCGGUGCGUAUCUGCCAAUCCUCUUUGAAGCCACUAGCGGGCCGGGUUCUAGAAAUCCUCCGUCAUCUUAAAAUCAUCUUGUUCGAUAUGGAAAGCGCACUUCCAAAUGAAGCCAUUAGACCUUCACGCGGAGGCUUGGAUCGGUUACGUGCUUGGCGCGCUUUUGUAAAAUCAGCACAAUCAAUAUAUGAGAUGGUGCAAGCUACCAUUAUUUUCGAGGAGAUGAUAAAAACCGAAUACUUCAGAAAAGAAUGGUGGUAUUGGUCGUCGCCUGCAACCGCGGCGAAAAUUUCCAACAUUUCAGCGCUUGCCCUACGAAUAUACGCGCUUGAUGCAGCCAUAUACUACGAAAUGCCCGCAACAUCCAAUUUGGACCCCACAGACCCCGUGACGCCUAAGGCAGAAAAGAAGAGUACGGAAAAGUCAAACACAAAGGAGGUGUCUGAGAAGUCAAACCCGAAGAACAGUCAAAGGGCAAGCAGCUCACCCGCGACCGACUCAAAGCCUCCCGAGGCUUCAAGACCCAAAACCAGAUCAAAAAAGAAGAGCCGAGAUUCCGACAGUUAAAAAGUGGUUAUUUCAGGAGCCAAGAUUCUGAUAGUUGAAAAGUAGUUAUGUUUGACUGAGGUACAUAGUUUGAAACAGAAGAGAUGUAGUGUUUUGCUUGUUUGUGGUUUCUUUUUUAAACAUAUAUGAUGAAACUAGAAUUAUAUUAAUCUUUACUCUUAGGAUUGAUGGAUAUGACAUGGUUUUUUUUAUC
Molecule: messenger RNA, 6066 nt
Organism: Helianthus annuus (common sunflower)
Lineage: Eukaryota; Viridiplantae; Streptophyta; Magnoliopsida; Asterales; Asteraceae
Product: methyl-CpG-binding domain-containing protein 9
Exons: 9
Coding region: 369-5873 (1834 amino acids)
Cellular component (GO): nucleus
Molecular function (GO): DNA binding; protein binding
Source: RefSeq, a predicted model, not a curated record